Messenger RNA from Rotaria sp. Silwood2, 213 nucleotides. The record is from the annotation of a GenBank genome assembly. Lineage: Eukaryota; Metazoa; Rotifera; Eurotatoria; Philodinida; Philodinidae.
AUGAAUGCUGCUGAAAUUGCUCGACAAUUAGAAGUAGCCUAUGAUAUUAAACCAGGCUCAAUUCGUAUCGAAACUAUUGUGAUCUAUAAUGGUGAAAGAAAUGUUAAUGAUCAUCGUCGUCGUCGUCGUCAACUUCAUGAGGGAAAACGUGGAAUGUACGUCUUCAUUUUGCAUGAUUUUGUUUUCGUGCAUCUAUUCUCAAUACGUGUCUAA